AUGAACGGUCUGUGGGAGAAGCCUGGGUCGCGGCAAGAGUAUUCGCAGGGCAACAGGCUCUCUGAAGCACUGGCAUCGUUACGACUAGAUCCGGACUGCCUAACCGCCACCAAGGCUGCAGCACUGGCCUCACCAUGUUUUUUUCACAAAAAAUUCGAUAAUGCUGUUAAUAUCGAUAAGGUUCUGGAAGAGAUUCAAGAUGUCGCAAGCAUGUCGCAUUCCAGACUCAUGCAGACAGCCACGGGUGUUCGAGAGGUUUCGAAACAGCUGCAACGUCGCCCGAUUAAGAUGACCUUCAAAAACAUUAUGAUAAUCACGAAGGCCAGAGACAAUGAGCUGGUGCACCUUACACGAGAGCUCGCAGAAUGGCUGCUCACGACACCGCGCUACGGUUCCGACGUUGGUGUCAAUGUUUACGUUGAUGCGAAACUACGCAGAUCCAAGAGAUUUGACGAAGCUGGCCUGCUCGCCAAGGAUAAACGGUUUCAAAAUAUGCUCCGCUACUGGACGCCGGAUCUCUGCUGGUCUUCGCCAGAGAAGUUCGAUUUAGUUUGCACUCUAGGCGGUGAUGGCACCGUCCUGUUUACUAGCUGGCUGUUUCAGAGAAUUGUUCCUCCGAUCUUGUCCUUCAGCCUCGGCAGCUUAGGCUUUCUCACGAACUUCCAAUUCCAGAACUACAAGGAGCAACUCAACACGGUUAUGGGCGAUGCUGGUAUGCGAGUGAAUCUUCGCAUGCGCUUCACUUGCACCGUGUAUCGAGCAGCAUUGAACACUUCUAGAGUAAGCGUCUCCAGCGAAGAUCAUAUUGAGUCCGAACAAUACGAAGUACUCAACGAGCUCGUCAUUGACCGUGGCCCAUCGCCCUACGUCUCACAGCUGGAAUUGUACGGCGAUGAUCAUCUCUUGACAGUCGUACAAGCCGAUGGCUGUAUUUUCAGUACUCCGACCGGUAGCACCGCAUACUCUCUCUCAGCCGGUGGAUCUCUCGUACACCCCGAUAUUCCUGCGAUUCUGCUAACUCCAAUCUGCCCCCAUACCCUCUCUUUCCGUCCUAUGCUUCUCAACGACACCAUGCUCCUCAAAGUCGCCGUCCCUGGCAAUUCUCGCGCCACGGCCUAUUGUUCCUUCGAUGGGAAAGGUCGUGUCGAGCUCCGCCCUGGCGAUCACGUUACCAUCGCAGCAUCACAGUACCCCUUUCCGACAGUUCUUAGCCAACCCACGGAAUGGUUUGACAGCAUCUCCCGCACCUUGCGCUGGAACACUCGUGGUGCACAACAAAAGGGCUGGGAUGGCCAAGCCACCGAAUCAAGCGGUGAAAGCGUCAAAGAACUCGAAUUCGACAUUGACAUCGAUGAUGUCGACCAUGAUUCGGGGUAUUCAGCGGCCAGUAGCAGUGCAGGCGCAGAAACGCCUCUGCGUCGUAAUUUCGGUAUGUUCUAG
Pseudovirgaria hyperparasitica is the source of this 1440-nucleotide messenger RNA. RefSeq names its product NAD kinase. The transcript has a single exon. The record is from RefSeq and is a predicted model, not a curated record. Lineage: Eukaryota; Fungi; Ascomycota; Dothideomycetes; Acrospermales; Acrospermaceae. Bases 1 to 1440 code for a protein of 479 amino acids. Gene Ontology annotation, biological process: NAD+ metabolic process; NADP+ biosynthetic process. Gene Ontology annotation, molecular function: NAD+ kinase activity.